Myiozetetes cayanensis is the source of this 1028-nucleotide messenger RNA. RefSeq names its product interleukin-1 family member 10-like. NCBI's taxonomy places the organism in Eukaryota, Metazoa, Chordata, Aves, Passeriformes, Tyrannidae. The coding region runs from base 107 to 643 and encodes 178 amino acids. The transcript has 4 exons. Gene Ontology annotation, biological process: positive regulation of gene expression; inflammatory response to antigenic stimulus; cytokine-mediated signaling pathway. The record is from RefSeq and is a predicted model, not a curated record. Gene Ontology annotation, molecular function: cytokine activity; interleukin-1 receptor binding.
GGGAGCCCCCCGCCCCCGCAGGACAGGGAUUUCGGUGGUGUUAUAAGAGUGGGGGUGUCGCGGCGGUUUUGGGGUGCCAGGGGUGCCAGGGCGGUUCCGGGGUGCUAUGGCUGUCGCCCUCAUCCUCGCCCUCUUCCUCCUCCUCUGUGCAGAGGCCGAAGGCUCCUCCCCCUGCCAGGCACCUGGCCUGCAGACCAAGGUGUUCCAGUACCGGCUCUGGGAUGUGAACCAGAAGUCGCUGUACCUGCGGGAUGACCAACUGCUGGCCGGGCACCUCCAAGGGGCCAACGCCGCCCUGGAAGAGAAGGUGUUCUGGGUGCCCAACCGUGCCUUCGAGCCCACCCGGCUCCCCGUCAUCCUGGGCAUCCGCAACGGCACCCGCUGCCUUGCCAGCCACCCCAAAACUGGCACCACUCCGGCACUGCAGCUGCAGGCCGUGGACAUCCGGGAGCUGCCCCACACUGGGGAGGCCUCGGCCGCCUUCACCUUCUUCCGCUCCUACAAGGAUGGGCUGUGGCGCUUCGAGUCCGCUGCCAACCCUGGCUGGUUCCUCUGCACCUCUGCCCGGGGCCACCAGCCCCUGGCACUGUCCCGCAGCCACGAUACCACCCACCUGCUCGACUUCUACUUUCAGCUCUGCUGAGCCCCCUCUGGCACAGCCAUGGGGACACUCCCAACUGGGGACAGGGACAUCCUCAGCCUGAGACAGUGGCACCUCCCCCAGGAUAGUGCCAGCCUCUUGGGGAGGAUGACAUCCCUCCCAGGUUGGUGACAUCCUCACCCCGAGGAUGCUGCCAGCCCCCUGAUGAAGGUGACGUCCCAAUGGGGGAAAGUGACAUCCUCACUCCAGGGGAGGUGCCAUCCCCCCAGGAUGGUACCAUCCCCUUUGGAAGGGUGGCAUCCUCCCCAGGAGAGUGACGUCCUGGGGAUGGUGCCAGCCCCGUGGGGACGGUGCCAUCCUCACCCCCAGGAUGGUGCCGCCGUCCUCCCCCCUGCGCCAGCGAGGCAAUAAAGAUGCUCAGGCCAGA